Messenger RNA from Suillus plorans, 546 nucleotides. RefSeq lists its product as uncharacterized. The record is from RefSeq and is a predicted model, not a curated record. The coding region runs from base 1 to 546 and encodes 181 amino acids. The transcript has a single exon. Lineage: Eukaryota; Fungi; Basidiomycota; Agaricomycetes; Boletales; Suillaceae.
AUGGCUGGCCACAGCACACAACGCCAAAAGCAACUCUCUCGGCUUGCUAUCAUCAUCAUUGUUAUCCUGUUCGCUGCUGUGCUGGUACGCCAGCUAUUCUCGAAACCAACCCUUCGGGAUCAACACCCUCGUGCGCGCAGUCCUCAUACCUUGAUCCAGGGACGCUGGAAAGACGUGCGGACGUCACUGGGCUUACCUUCUCUUCCUGACACCAUCAACCAACCGGCUGCUGUUCUGCCCCCGUCAACAUCACAUCGCACAGGAAAGCUCCCCUCGCGCUUUGAUCUCCGUCGGAAGCGUGCUGAAGCAGACCUUCGGAGUCAGAACAGGCUUCAUCUCGCUACUGACGUGAGAGAUGCACCCCGCGUAUCAGUGCAAGCACUAGCCGCGUCAUUCCGCCGCAUUGCGGCAGCUGAGAAAGAAAUAGCAGAGAUGCGAGGCAAACAUGAGAAGUCGGGACAGAAGAUACGGGUCCAAAGACGUAUUGAGGACUGGCAGGACCCAACAAAUGCAAAAGACGUAUUGACUACUGUCACGAAUGACUAA